Molecule: messenger RNA, 857 nt
Organism: Malaya genurostris
Lineage: Eukaryota; Metazoa; Arthropoda; Insecta; Diptera; Culicidae
Exons: 2
Coding region: 129-545 (138 amino acids)
Source: RefSeq, a predicted model, not a curated record
CGUUGGGUUUGUUGAAACGUCAAAUCAGUCACAGUUUACACCUGCUUAUCGGAAACAUUGACAAAAUACGAUUGCGCGAUGUGUAUGCAUUGAAUCAGUAGAGGUGAAAGUGAAACCGACCGGAUACUAUGGAAGUGCACGUAUCGAAAAUUCUGAUCCGUGUGUUGAAUGCCCGCGAACGCCGGCGGUUCGAAACAUUCCGGAUGCUACCGUUGAAUGCAAUCGAUCCGAAACUGAAACGACGGGUGAUGCAUGACUUUGACAUCCAGCUGUACGAGUACGAACCGGGUUACGAAGUGAAGCGACCGUACAGCCAGCUUGACAUUGCCAGCAGCGGCAGUGGGGCCGAUAAUGUUUCCGUGCAGUUCGAUAUUCCCCCGGCGGAAUCCAGCUACGUUUCCCAGUGCAGCAAUGUAACUACAAGCACAUUCGAUACGAGCUCAAAACUUUCCGAAAUGCUCGAAGAUAGUGAGGUAUUAUCGAUUUUGUUACUAGAACGAACCACCAAUUCAAAUCAUAUUCAAUUUAUCAAACGCAUUUAUUGAAAUCCAGAAACAGAAGCUACAUUCCACCAGCUAUCCAUUUUACGCUCGUCAAUUCACAUAUUAAAGUGAUGUGAAUUAACUUACGAUUUAACUUCUUGUUUGUGCUGGAUUACAAACUGCGGUGGGACAGUUUUCAACAUUACUACUGUUCAGAUUGCUCUCGGUAGCACAGUUUGAGUUUCUGGUUCUGCUUAUGUUAAAACUCGAGCCAACAUCAGAGCAACACCGUUGUCAAGCACCGACGGUCACCCACCAGCGAACGAAGCAGAUUACUUCACAAAACUAACUAACUUAUCUUCCCUUCCUUCUGCU